AUGGCGACACCGGCAGCCACCAAGCGCCUCACAAGGGAGUACGCUUCCAUCUCCAAAUCACCGCCACCCUACAUUACUGCGCACCCUUCGGAUAGGAACAUCCUCGAAUGGCACUACAUCAUCACCGGCCCGCCAGACACGCCCUACCAUGGCGGCCAGUACUGGGGCACCCUCAACUUCCCGCCCGACUACCCCUUUGCCCCGCCCGCCAUCCGCAUGCACACUCCAUCUGGCCGUUUCCAGCCCAGCAGCCGACUGUGUCUGAGUAUAUCCGACUUCCAUCCCAAGAGCUUCAACCCCGCCUGGGAGGUCAGCACGAUUCUGACAGGCCUGCUGAGUUUCAUGACGAGCGACGAGAUCACAACUGGCAGCGUCCGCGCAUCAGAGGCAGAGCGGAAACUCUUCGCCCAGCGCACCCGAUGGUGGAACAGCACAGGCGGCGGCAGCAAGGCGACUGGCUCGGAUAACGCUGGUGGCCGCCAGAGCGGCAACAUCCGGGCUGGAGAUGGCGGCGCAAAGUUCAGGCAUGAAUGGCCAGAUGUCGACGAGGAGAACCUCAAGUGGAUGAAGGACAACCGUAUCGACCCCCUCACCGGUCUGCCGCGACCUGCAUCUACCCCCUCACAGCAGCCCGCCUGCUCACCAGACGUCUCCGGACUGCGACGACGCCCCGGAACAAGCGCGACCGUCGUCCAAGAUGCGGCGCAGAUAGCACGAGACGCACAACAAGGAUGGUUGAGUCGCAAUAAGUGGAGGGUCGUUCUCGGAGCUGUCAUGCUCUAUAUUCUAGUCGCGAGGGUACUAGGCGACGGUGCAAUCGCAACUUCUACUUAG
Molecule: messenger RNA, 834 nt
Organism: Alternaria arborescens
Lineage: Eukaryota; Fungi; Ascomycota; Dothideomycetes; Pleosporales; Pleosporaceae
Exons: 1
Coding region: 1-834 (277 amino acids)
Source: RefSeq, a predicted model, not a curated record